Molecule: messenger RNA, 731 nt
Organism: Triticum urartu
Lineage: Eukaryota; Viridiplantae; Streptophyta; Magnoliopsida; Poales; Poaceae
Source: RefSeq, a predicted model, not a curated record
AAUUGAGCUCCAUGCACUUCACACACUUGACACCUAAACCCAGCUUAGACGAUGCUAUCAUCGCGGAGACCUUGCAGAUCCUUUCCAUUAAACUAACAGAAAUUAAAGGUGGCUUCAAAUUGCCAUUGUCUGUGUAUGGUGUGGUUGCUGCUCGGGACAGUGUCGAUAACAAUCGCAACCUUCUCUUCGCGCACAGUAGGAUAACGCCCCAAAGAAUCAGGCAACACAAUCCAUAUUUGCGCUUGAUUGGGCCGUCUCGUGCAAUUCUCUGCAGAGACCCUGUUCGCUUUGAAAUUCAGCUAAAAGUUGAACGUGGAGCAGUGUCUCGAGAUAGAGCAUUGAUCAGCGCAACUCGCGAUUUCUACGCUCGUCAUCCUGGUGUGCAUACCAUCUGCUUCGAGAACCGCUUCUGCAAAAUAGAGUUAUGCGUCGAGCGGCUUGUGGAGACGAUCCAGGCCACGAUCUGCAGUGUCCGUGUUGUUAAACAGGGGACACGGCAGCGCGUUGAAAGUCGAUGCCGAGUUUCUUGCUCGACAACAUCAUACUCAUGCAAGAUCAUCAAUGGUAAACCUACUUAUGUUGCUAAUGCCCCAUCUGGUGAAGUCGUGCUGCUUGAUCGUUUUAAAAAAGCAAUGCCCGGUGGUUCAGAGGGCUACCUUGAUCUGUCGAGGCGUGUGGUCUCUGUAGAACAUGAAGGCAGCCUGAAAGUUGUCGUACAGACUUGCUCGUGA